AAUCAAAUCUCGGGCAUUGUGGGAAGCCUCGUUACCGAGAUAAACAAAUGUCUGACCGACUUCACGACAAAACAGCAAUAUUAGUGUUUUAUCCUGAUCAUUAACUCAAAUAGUUUUAUUUUCAUCCAUGUAAGGUGUUGAUUUUCAACGAACAGGGUUUGAUAACGUUCCAUCAAGAGACAUGGCUACCAAAACUAAAGGAGGAAAAUCAAGUUCCCAUUCUCACGAUCAUCACCAUGAAGGACAUGAAAAAAUGGAAGAGCCACUUGAUGAGCAAGAACUGGAAUCAUUAUACGCAUGGGUUGAUAGUAUUCCACUUUCCAGACCGAAACGAAAUAUAAGCAGAGACUUUUCAGAUGGAGUGUUAGUGGCUGAAUGUAUAAAGCAUUUUUUCCCGGACGACGGCCUUGUUGAUUUACACAGCUAUACCACUGCAAAUGCUACAAACAAAAAAAAGGAAAACUGGUAUUACUUAAACAGAAAAGUAUUUGCCAAAAUGAACUUUGAAUUAGCGGAGGAUGUUAUCAAUGAUUUAUGUUGUUGUAAACCUGGGAUGAUCGAGAAAGUCUUGCUGAUGUUACAAGUGAAAAUAAAGAGAGCAGAAUAUGCCCGAGGACGACAAAGUGAUAAACCAGAAGCUGAUCAACAUCAAAUGACACCAGGUAGAAAAGAUAGUAGAAUGGUUAAAGUGGGUCUUGAGGAUACCAAAGGAAGCAGAUUUGUCAAAACAAAACAGUAUCAAAAAGACAUUGAAAAUGUUGGUCAAGGUUACUUUAUAGUAGACGACUAUGGUCAUCUCAUCACCCAUCGUUACCUAGACAACAGGGGAUGGAACUCUGGAUUACAGGAUCAAAAAUCGUCUCCUAAAAUGCCUUCUAAACCUGCUACUGUACCAAAGAGGCGGCCAGGUCCAGUUGUUGAGUCAGACAUGGUCCCUCGAUACAUUGUUGAGGAGAAAGAGCAGGAGGUGCUAUCGCGAGACGAAACUAUACAAAUUUUACUAGAAAAGGUAAAGAGGAUGGAACAUCUACUACAACUUAAAGACAUUCGUAUUGCAGAACUCACUGAGAGAACUGAACCCACAGGCUAUGCUCAAGUUCAUGGUUCCCACCACAAGCCUACGGCACAGUCUCACAGUUCACACCAUGCUGCGCAGGCUCAUGGUGUUUUCUACAAGCCUGCCAAGUACCAGCAAAGACAUUAAACUACUUGACUAAAACAUUUCAUAAUUUAUGUUUGGGAUGCUUUCUUCAAUUAAAUCAUUUAUCUAAUUCUUUAGUACUUCACUAUAUUUGACCAUUUUCGCUUGAUAUUAACUGAGAGGCAUGAUUUUGUUAAGUGUUAAAUAGUAAAUUAAGCAUACUUCUAAACUGAUAUCAAUGAAAAUGCAUAAGACAAAUUUUUCAAAAGAUUUUUUUUUUUAUUUUCUUUACAUUUUCAUUUUACCUAUGCCUGCUCUAUAUUAGAGCAGUUUUGUCUCCAAGUUGUAGUCAAUUCUUGUCAAAUUUAUCACCAUAAAUGGGUGUAAUCAAAAUGUUUAUAGAAUUUAUUAAAACUUAAUUGCUUAGUUUUCAAAUUAAAUUACAAAUCAAAAAAGUGGAACCAGUGCUCGGCAUAUUCCAGUGCUCAGUAUAGUUCUUAUUUGGGAAGAAAUAUCACAUUCAAGUACUUGUACAAUUUUAUAACAUAAUAUGAGCCGUGCCAUGAGAAAACCAACAUAGUGGGCUUGCGACUAGCAUGGAUCCAGACCAGCCUGCGCAUGCGCGCAGUCUGGUCAGGAUCCAUGCUGUUCGCUUUUAAAGCCUACUGCAAUUAGAGAAGCUGUUAGCGAACAGCAUGGAUCCUGACCAGACUGCGCGGAAGCGCAGGCUGGUCUGGAUUGAUGCUGGUCGCAAACCCACUAUGUUGGUUUUCUCAUGGCGCGGCUCAUAUUUUCUGUUUAGUCAGGUGAGUGAUACAGGACCAUCAUGGCCCUCUUGAAUCUUUUGAAAACAGUUCAAAGUUAGUGCAUGGGCAACUCUUUAGUUUGGAUAAUAGGCUGAACAGUAUAUUUGUUAGGACUUUAUGCAGAGCACUGGCUCCACUACUCAUGACUAUUUAUGUUAGUUUUCUACAUAUUUUCUGCUUGUCUGUGUAUUGUCAACUAAAAAACUUUCUGAAGGAGUGUUCAUCUCAUUCAUAUGUGUUAUGAUAUAGGCUGGUAUGUUCAAUGAUUCUUGUAUUUUUUUUAUUGAUGAUAGACUGGUUCAUUCAAUGCUUCUUCUAUUAGAGUUAUUAGUUGCAAGAAAGAUGUUUUUUAUGAACACAUUUUUAUAAAUGAAGCUGUUUCAAACUUGUACAGGUGCAUAUUUGAUAAAUGAUAUGGACCUAGCAUGUUAGACCCCAAAUUUCUUUUCUCUGUUGUGCUUCCUUUUUUUUUUAUAAUUUCCUUGUUUUAUGAUAAUGUUCCGUCCAGUAUAAACUAUAGUCAGAUUUUUGUAUACAUUCUAACAUUCCUGUUGAAUAUACUCAUCUAUAGAUAGUGUGACUGUGUUUUCAGAUAAUGUAGUUAGCAUUGUGCCAUUAGCAAACUAUUUAUUUACAUUUUUUCGUCAUUUAGCCUCUAUUUUGUCACAGAAUUAUUUAGGGCUCCAAUUUUAUGAUUAUAUAAUCCUGGCUUUUGGCUAUCUUUACAAGUUCCCCCUACCCCCCGUGUACUUUCACAUGGAAUAGUGCUGUAUAUUCUGGGAGGAUAUUCUAGUAUUAUUAUAAAAACAUACUUUUAAAAAUUGUAAGUAUUCUAGAUGCCACAUUUUCUAUCUGAGCAUCAUGAAUGUUUGCAAUUAUAUUUAAUGAAGUCUUGGAAAAUUUUUAAACUGGUCUACCCAAGGUCAAAACUAUGUCACAAUGUCAAUCCAUUGAAAAAUCUUUUUAAGAUAUUAGACUCCACAUUUUAUAUCUGAUCUUCAUGAAAUUUUGGCAACUUUUCAGCCUAUAUAAAAUCAAGAUGAAAUUGAAAAUUCAUACUAGAAUCAAGACUAGGUCAGUAGGUUAAAUAAGUAAAAAAUUUGGUUAAUGUUUUACCAGAUUUUAAGAAAAGCAUGUAAGUCAGGUUAGACACUAGGUUACCUGGGUUAAGAACUAGGGCAGGUGAGCAGAGCCUUCAUGGCUCUGGUGUUUGUCUAGAUAUGAAGACGUCUUUCACAUUAUUGACUUAUAAAUUGUGUAUAAGGCAAAAUUCAAAUUCAAGAUAUCACAAAACUUUUUCUGGUUUACAAAAUUCUGAAUUUUAAAUUUUAUUCUUAUUUGAAUUGUUAUGCACAGAUUUGAAAAUUUUUAAUUUUUCUAAUUUUCUGUUCUGACAAAAUUAUUCAAUGUAAAAGAAACCUCAGCAAUUCUCAGAGAUCUCAUUUAUUUUGUGUUGCUGUAUUAAUGCUUUCCCAACUUGUUUCAUUCUUGUUGUGUUGUUGAGCUGGGCUUUUUUUUGUGUUACAUGUCCAUCUAUUUUACAAGAUAUAUGACACUUUUAUUUACUUUCCAAAGCCCAAAUCCAGUAAUACAUUCUUUUGAUAAAAAAUCAGAUAAGAAGAAAAUUAUUGGGAAAUUCUUGUUUCAUUUGACUUUCGAUGACAAUAAAAAUUUCGCUUGGGUUAAAGAAUAUUUUUAAAAAGUGUCCUAUAUCUUGUAAUGUAUUAUUUCACUGUUAAAAUACAUGGCCUAAACAUAUUUUUGUUCAGAUGAUAAUUUCUAAUUCCUAAACAACAAAUGAAAUUCACUUCUACUUCUUCCUUAAAAUGUCAGAAAUCCAAGAAUACUUAUUCUCUUGAAAUGGCUAUUUUGGUCGAGACAUGAGAUUUUAUCCCCACGAAAUUAAAUGAUUUCGCAGUGCAUGCUGGAUUUAAGGUUGAUUUAAACUAUUAGAAAUUUCUUACCUGUACUGAAUUCAAAGUCUUACACCAUCACGGUGGCACUCUAAAAUUUGCAGUUCAAGAGCCUACACUGACUGUUACAUGAAAUGGGUAUAACAUGCUAUGUAUUUUAAGGUUGUGAAAUCAACAAUAUCAAUUAGCAAUUGUGAUAUUUUCACUGUACAUAAUUCCUGUCAUUGUCCUCAUCAUUUCAUCUUGUAUAUAGAAAUAAACCAUAUGAAACAUU
This is a messenger RNA of Mercenaria mercenaria, 4134 nucleotides long. Its product is annotated as sperm flagellar protein 1-like. The coding region runs from base 182 to 1204 and encodes 340 amino acids. Lineage: Eukaryota; Metazoa; Mollusca; Bivalvia; Venerida; Veneridae. Gene Ontology annotation, molecular function: microtubule binding. Gene Ontology annotation, cellular component: axoneme. The record is from RefSeq and is a predicted model, not a curated record. The transcript is spliced from 9 exons. Gene Ontology annotation, biological process: regulation of cytoskeleton organization.